CAUAUUCAUUUUUAGUGGGCAGUAGACGAGAAGUACAGUACUGUUCCAUUUUUUUCAUACCGACGUUCCCGUGAAGUGAAAUGCAUUUGUGCAGCACGACCACGCUAGAACUUUACUAAGAUGUGCUCAAACACGUUCGAGACAUCGAAAUACAGGAACCCGUGAAGAAAACUGUAAAUAGGAUCGCACACAUUGCAUACGUUAGGCCUAGGCUGUCAUUUCCAUCUUGUUCGUGUUGUGAACAGAGUUAAGUAAACACAUCCAGGAUGAUCAUCGAGAAUUCGGAGGCAUUAAAGAGUUGGCUCACCAGCUGCUUAGAACAUAUGUGCGAUGCAGAUCCAGCAGCUCUGGCCAAGUACGUGAUGGCUCUCGUAAAGAAGGACAAGAGUGAGAAAGAACUGAAGGACAUUUGUCUGGACCAGUUGGACGUCUUUCUGCAGAAAGAGACAAAGCCCUUCGUUGACAUGCUCUUCGAAACUCUCUCCACCAAGUCGUACCUCCACAGUCGUGGGCCCCGCGCUCCCGUUCAGCAGCCGCCCCAACCUCCGCCGCCCCCGGUGGCAGCACCCCUACCCCCUUUGCCCCCUCACGCGCCCCCCCUGGCAAAGAUUGCCCCCAUCGUGGCCUCACCUCCACCGGCAUUGCCGUCGCACAGGGAAAUACCGCCGGGCAGCGAGGCGUCGGGAAUGCCCGGACAAAUGCCCGAAGCACCCGCUCUCGGUGCCGGAGCGAAGAGCGAAGCAGCUCCUCGCAAGGAGGAAGGGACCGCAGAGGACGAAAAGGACAUAUCACGUAGCGGCCACCGCAAGUCCAGAAGUCGUUCGAGGAGUCCGGUAGGAGGACGAAGCCGAAACAGGACGCGCAGUCGGAGCAGAGAGGAUGAACGCCGAGGCAGUCGACGUUUCUCGGGCGAUCGACGCCGGCGGGCCAACGAUCGCGGCCGCCGCCGCUACGCCGAUGUCGGCGGCCGUCAUCGGGACGGUCGCGGUCGUUGGGGCUCGUCGGACGAGAGGUCGUCCGGACGGUCGGCAGGUGCUCGAGAGAGGUCCCACUCCGGCCGACGUUCCUGGUCCGGGUCGCCGUCACGUUCCGCCUCCCGGUCCCGAUCUCGGUCGCCGCAUAGGUCCCGGAAUCGGUCGAGGGGAGAGAAAGGAGCCGCUGCUGGAAACGACGCAUCCCGUGGUGAAACACGUGGCAGCAACGCACCUCACACGACCACGCCCGGUUCGGCCCCAGCGGCCGAGGCCCCCGUUGCCAAGGGGACGGAAGGAUCUCACGGGGACACGGAUUACAGGCCGGGGGCAGGACAGGCACCCCUAUUGCCCGGCGGAGGCGGUGGGGAUGCCGCUCCCGCCUCGUUCCAUCCCACUCCCAAGAUGUCCAAGCGCUGCAGAGAUUACGACGAGCGUGGGUACUGCAUGCGGGGCGACUAUUGCCCCUUUGACCACGGGAAGGACCCGGUGGUUGUCGAAGACGUGUCCAUGCUCAGGUUUGGCCUCUCUGGUCCACCACCUCCCACAUCGCAACCGGGACCUCCCAUACAGCAAGGUCCGCUUCCCAUGCCGCAUCUGCCCCACACUGGGUUGCCCCCGCCCUUGACUACGAUGGAACCCCCACUGAUGCCCCCUGCUGAACCUUACAAUCCAGAGGCCCCCGGCAUGGAGCGCCCCCUGCGGCUACCACAGGCCCCCCCAUACUGGGGUCAUCCCCCUGUUCGGGGGGCACCGCCCCCAGUGUUUCAUCCCCCCAGGCCACAUCGCGAGCUAAUCGGUGUCCCUACCGUCGGUGGAGCUCCAGCUGAUCUAAGUCAACCUCCUCCUCCCACUCCUGGUCGUACGGUGAUCGACCCCCACCACCUUCCGCCGGGUCUUCCGCCUCCCCCUCCGCCUCCUGGGGCCCCACCCAUGGAAGGGGCAGUCCCCAUGCACGAGGAUCCGUCGAUGCAGGGGAACCCUCCGCGCCCCAUGGCACCUUCCAACAUGAUGGUCGGCAAUGGAAUGCACAUGCGGCAGCACGGAAGGGGGAGUUACAGGGGCCAGCACCACCGUGGCAUGCGGGAGUAUGGGCGUGGCAUGGGACGUGGUGCCAACAGUGCCCACUACGAGCGCUGUGAGCUGGAAGUACGCAAGGUCCCCCGGAACCUCAACAACAUUACUCAACUGAACAACCACUUUUCGCGCUUUGGAAACAUCGUCAACCUCCAGGUGUGCUACGAAGGAGACCCCGAGGCUGCACUGAUUCGUUUUGCCAACCACGCUCAAGCGAACGCGGCGUACCGCUGCACCGAAGCCGUCCUCAACAACCGCUUCAUCAAGGUUUUCUGGCACAACAAGGACCGUCAGAACGAACAGGCCACGACGGCACCCGGCACUCCCCCCACCGGCGGCGCCACCGUCGCCAACGGCAACAGCGCCCCCCAGGCGGAGUCCGCCGCGGCUGCGGCUGCUGCUCCUGCCGCGACGGGUGCAGAUGGGGAAGCGACUAGUACGUCGCCGGGCAAGUCCGUGAAGGAGAGGCUCGGCACUCCAGCAACGUCUGCGCCCCCUGGAGUUGAAAAGUCCGUCGUCUACUCUGCGGCCGCUGGCAACCUCUCCCGCACCGUCUUCAACCCCGCUGCCUUGAAGAAAAAUAAUGUGAUAAACACAGCUGUGCCAAGAAAGACGAAGGAAGAGCAGAAGAAGGAAAUUAUUAAAAAGAAAGUGGAAGUGCAAGGCCAGAGGCAGAAGCUAUUAGAGAAGCACCUCCAGCAGAAUAAGUUGUUGCUUGGGAAACUAGAGAAGUGUAAAACGGACAAGGAGAAGACUCAGAUAAAGCAGACGUUGGAAGCCCUCCGUGUGAUAAUCGAGAAGCUGCGGGUGGACAUCAAGAAGGCGACGAGCGAAAUGAUGGUGAGCCGAACCGCAGCGGGGGGCCAGGCCGCGGCCUCCCGUACGCGCCCUACCGAGGUGCGCAAGGCCUCCGUACUCACGGCGGAACGCGAGCUGCUGGACGCAGAGAUGGACCUGUACAACAAGAUCCACCGUGGGGACGACACCACCGACCUCAAGAAGAAGGUGUACGAGUUGAAGCAGCAGGCCCGUGCACUGGGACUGCUCGGCCAGUGGCGGGGGCGAGGAGGCGCGGCUCGUCGCGGAGGUGCUGUCCUCAGGGGGCGCGGGUUGAUGUCCGCCAGAAGCCGCCUCAACGUCAUCGACCACCGACCGCGGAAGGUCUUUGUCAAGGGCAUGGACGGCGGAGACAAGGAGAACUUGCAAGCGCACUUCGCUCAAUACGGUGAAGUUGAAGGAGUGGAACCUGCGUCCUCGGGGCUAGUGAUUACGUUCAAGACGCGCAAAGAUGCGGAACUGGGUGUCUCCCAAGGUUCAGAGUUCAAGAAUCGGCCUCUGCAAUGGGCGUGGUUCAAAGAGCCUGCAAGAAUGCCCUCAACGGGUGAUGUGUCCGAAACGGCAAAUGUCAACGAUGAUGACUUGGCUGUGGACGAUGAGCACUCCAACCUGCUGCUGGAGGAAGAUCUCCUGCUGGUAGACGACGAGGACGAAGAGGACAGCGAAGCAAGGUCUUGGAGACGAUGACUCUGACGUCGCCCGGAAGUCACUAGCUUGUACAUACGUGUGCCUGCCUCCGUGUUUUUAUACUUGGCCGCUACCAUUUUUGUACACAUCACACAUGUAUACACACACACACUCUAUGCACAAGUUCCACCGCACACCCCUGCACAACCCCUGCUCUUGUGUGAAAAGGUGCCUUCCUUGUCACUCGGUUGGCAUGUGGGGAAUAGACCCCUGGCAACUCGGUUAACGUUGUUAAGUUAACGUUGGGCAGAGCAGAGUGGGCGUAAAAAAACUCGCGCAACAUCAGUGACGUGAAAAGGAAGUAUGUAUAGCCAUGUAUUUGUGGUUGAUUGUCUGCUUUUUUUAUUUGUUUUACCCCCUUUUUUUUUCUUUCUUUCUUUCUUUCUUGAAAGCCAGAAAGGGUGCAGGGGUGUGUGGUGCGCUUGCAAAAAAGAAAAGUGGGAAGGUGCACCGAUAAACAUUUUCUUCUCUUUGCUUGCAAGUCUUAAGAAGUCA
Molecule: messenger RNA, 4067 nt
Organism: Ornithodoros turicata
Lineage: Eukaryota; Metazoa; Arthropoda; Arachnida; Ixodida; Argasidae
Gene: swm
Product: RNA-binding protein 26-like
Exons: 21
Coding region: 267-3572 (1101 amino acids)
Biological process (GO): mRNA processing
Cellular component (GO): nucleus
Molecular function (GO): RNA binding; metal ion binding
Source: RefSeq, a predicted model, not a curated record